AUGAAAAAUAAAGGGACAGGACAACAGACAGAAAGUGCGGUCUCUGAGCCAAGAAUAACCUGGGUAGCUUUGUUUGGAGCUGCCUUGGCACAUGGUUGUGUUGCUUUAAUUACUCGUCUUGCUGCUGAUCGGUCCAAAGUGCCAUCGCUGGAACUUCUCUUCAUUCGUUCAGUGCUGCAGAUUUUUGCUGUUGUGGUUGUCUGCUAUGGCAAUGAGCAUCCUCUGGGACCCAAAGGAUACAGAAUGGGUCUGUUUCUCUAUGGAGUAUGCAAUGUCAUUUCCAUCACCUGCGCCUACACCUCCUUUGCAAUUGUGCCCCCAAGCAAUGGAACCAUUAUGUGGAGAGCCACUACCACAGUGUUCAGUGCCAUUCUGGCCUUUCUACUCGUAGAUGAAUGCUUGGACUACACUGACAUUGUCACUGUGGUCUGCAGUGUCUUUGGCCUUUGCCUAGUAAUGAUCCCCAAUAUUGUUGAUGAAGAUAAUUCGUUCGUGGGCCUUUGGAAGGAAGCCUUUGGCUAUACCAUGACAGUAAUGGCUGGGUUAACCACAGCUCUGGCCAUGAUCAUUUACAGAGCUAUCAAAGAAAAAGUUAGCAUGUGGACUGCUCUUUUCACCUUUGGAUGGACAGGUACAGUUUGGGGUGCAUCCACAAUGUUUAUCUUACAAGAGCCUAUUAUACCAUUGGAUGGAGAAACCUGGGGGUAUUUAUUAGGGAUCUGUAUCUGUUCUACUGUGGCUUUCUUAGGUGUAUAUUAUGCAUUAAAUCGAUUCCACCCAGCAUUAGUUAGCACAGUCCAACACUUAGAGAUCGUAGUGGCUAUGAUACUCCAGUUACUUGUCCUCCGUAUGUUUCCAAGCAUAUACGACCUUAUUGGUGGAUCAAUCAUCAUUUUUAGUGUCUUCGCACUGACCGCUUACAAGCUUUACUGGGUCAACCGUCAUGGCAGACAGGAUUACCUGGAGAUAACAAAUUCCCCCAUCAAAUGAAUGUUAAUAAUGUCUUAAAUAAGUAGAAGAUUAAAUGUCAGCAGGCAACUCUAUAAAUGUCAACUGUGCAACAUUCUUUUGUAUUGUGGUGUUGAAAGAUGGUCAGUUGCUGUUAUUUUUCUGAAUGUUUUGUGGAAUAAAAUGUGCAGCAGACAACUCUGAAGUGUCUGUAUUCAU
This is a messenger RNA of Chiloscyllium plagiosum (whitespotted bambooshark), 1167 nucleotides long. The record is from RefSeq and is a predicted model, not a curated record. NCBI's taxonomy places the organism in Eukaryota, Metazoa, Chordata, Chondrichthyes, Orectolobiformes, Hemiscylliidae.